Messenger RNA from Callorhinchus milii (elephant shark), 4179 nucleotides. Its product is annotated as zinc finger MIZ domain-containing protein 1. NCBI's taxonomy places the organism in Eukaryota, Metazoa, Chordata, Chondrichthyes, Chimaeriformes, Callorhinchidae. Gene Ontology annotation, molecular function: SUMO ligase activity; zinc ion binding. Gene Ontology annotation, biological process: regulation of transcription by RNA polymerase II; protein sumoylation. The record is from RefSeq and is a predicted model, not a curated record.
UCAGGCAGCAUCUAUGGAGAGAGAAAAGUUUUCCCAGUGGCCGCCAAAGCUGAGAGGAAUCGCCUCCAGUAACAGUAUCGCCGUCUGUAACCUGACGCCUGACUCUGUAACGUGAGGCUUCAGCCACAGCUCCCACCCAACCUGAGACACAGACUCCCACAGACACAGACACACAGAGAGGCACAGACACGGGGAUUGCAGCUUUCAAUCAUUCCUUCAAUUUGCAGGCUCCAGUCAAUGCCAGCCCCGCUGUGCGUGUUGUGCCGGUGCUGACAGCUGCCGUUGCUGUGAGGUCCCCAGGUCGGGGCUGGGUAAGGGACAGACAGACACCAUGAACCCCCUGGGCUCGAUGGACAGACACAUCCAGCAGACCAACGAUCGGCUUCUGUGUAUCAAACAGCAUCUCCAGACUCCAGGCAGUUUCCAGACGGCUGCUCGCGAGCUCAUCGACUGGUGCGAUGACCCCAGGGCCUUCCAGAGAGCCUUCGAGCAGAGCCUCAUGGGAUGUUUGACGGUGGUGAGCCGCGUGGCCAGUCAGCCCGGCUUUGACGUGGAGCUCGGGUACCAUCUGCUGGCCGUCUGCACCGCUCACAGGGAGAAGUUCACCCCCAAAUCAGCAGCAUUGCUCACUGUGUGGUGUGAGGAGUUGGCACGGUUGCUGGUGCAGCAGAAGCCGGGAGCCGGCGGUGGGAAGGACACCCUGGCUUUCCACAGCCACAUGAACCCCCUGAAACCAGGCCCUGGCCCUGGCCUGGCCCCCACUCACAGUGAUGGGUCCUACAGCUACAAUGACUCCGUGCCCUGGCAACAGAGCAGCAGCCAACCCCCCGGCUCCCUGUCCGUGGUCACCACAGUGUGGGGGGUUAACAACCCCCCUCAGAGCCAGGUGCUGGGAAGCCCUAUGGCCAGCGGGGGUAAUUCCGGUGGGAAUCCCAUGGCUUCCCGGAUGGCAGGGAGCAGCCCGGGAAUGAGCUCUCCACAGUACAUGGGACAGCCAGCAUUCCCGGCCUCAGAAUCCGGCACAAACAAGGGCUACUUGCCCCCCGGGGGAUAUGUCAGGCCCGGCUACUCAUCAGCCUCCGCCUACACAGGAAGUUACCCAGGAGGAGGGGGGGUGACAGGCCCUCAUGCUCGGCCGCCCACACACUUCGCUCCCCCUGCGGCGGCCGCUGCUGCUGCUGCUGUUGCUGCCGCCGCUGCCACCGCUACAGCCACCGCCACAGCCACUGUAGCCGCCCUGCAGGACAAGCAGCAUGGGGACCUCAGCCCCUACAGCCAGAUGAACGCCGCCUCCUACAACAGCCAGUUUGUGGGCCCCUCUGGGCCGCGGGGGGGGCAGAUGGUGGGGGCCAUGUCACACGUCGCUAUGAGCCACGCCAGGCCCCCAGGAAGUCCAGUGUACAGUGGGCAGCGCCUGCCACAGCACGGCUACCCCUCCCCCAGGCCUGCUCAGCACCCAGCAGCGCAAGCCAUCAAGAGGCCCUACCUCAGUGAGCAGGGUUUUCCCGGCCAGCAAUACGGAGCUCCCAGCCAGUAUGUGGGUCAGGCCGGUCACUACCCCUCACGCUCUGUGCCGUCCCCCAACUAUCCCACUCACCGGGGGGCCGCAGGACCCGGCGGGCAAUACCCCCUGGCUCAGUACUACAAGAAUGAGCAGUAUAACAGCCAGACUGGCAGCUACCCUCCCGGCUCCUAUAGUACCUACAGCCCGGCUGGCGUCAAUGGGCCGGUCAGGACGAUGACAGGAUACCCCAGCUCUCCGCUCUCUGGGACCCCCACCCCCCCACUGGCCCCCGCCAGCAGUGUCCCACUCUACGUGUCCCCGGGUCAGGACAUCAAAUCAGCCUUCCUCCCCGACAUCAAACCCAACCUCAGCUCCCUGCCCCCCCCUCCCUCAGGGCCGGGUGGUGAUGAGCUGAGGCUGACAUUCCUGGUGCGAGAUGGGGUGGUGUUGGAGCCGUUUCGCCUGGAGCACAAUCUGGCCGUCAGCAACCAUGUCUUCCAUCUCCGUCAGUCAGUGCAUCAGACCCUGGUGUGGAGGCCGGACCUGGAGCUGCAGUUUAAGUGCUAUCACCACGAGGACCGUCAGAUGAACACUAACUGGCCGGGGUCGGUGCAGGUCAGUGUGAACGUCCCCCUCAGCAUCGAGCGAGGGGACAGCAAGACAUCGCACAAGCCUCUACACCUCAAACAUGUGUGUCAGCCUGGCCGCAACACCAUCCAGAUCACUGUCACCGCCUGCUGCUGUUCUCAUCUCUUCGUUUUACAACUGGUUCAUCGUCCCUCGGUGCGCUCUGUGCUGCAGGGCUUGCUGAAGAAACGGCUUCUACCUGCAGAGCACUGUAUAAACAAGAUUAAACGUAAUUUCAGCAGUGGGGCAUUGCCACCGGGCAGUGCAGGGCUGAACGGGGAGGAUGGGGUGGAGCAGACGGCCAUUAAAGUCUCGCUCAAAUGUCCCAUCACCUUCAGGAGGAUCCAGCUCCCAGCCAGAGGUCACGACUGCAAACACAUACAGUGCUUUGACCUGGAGUCCUACCUGCAGCUGAACUGUGAGCGAGGAACGUGGAGGUGUCCUGUGUGCAAUAAAACAGCGGUGCUGGAGGGGCUGGAGGUGGACCAGUACAUGUGGGGAAUCCUAGCGGCCAUUCAGAACACGGAGUUUGAGGAGGUGACCAUUGACCCCACGUGUAGCUGGCGGCCGGUGCCGGUCAAGUCUGAGCCUCACAUUAAGGACGAUCCCGAUGGCCCUCUGGCCAAACGCUGCCGCACCAUGAGCCCUGGCCAGAUGGUGCUGCCCAACGUCAUGGACAUGAUCGCAGCCCUGGGCCCCAGCCCCAGCUCAGCCUACCCUGCCCUAGGGGGCAGCACCGAGUACCCCCAUCACAGCUCGCUGUACACUCCGGGCAGCUUCCCCGACAACAACCCCGGCAGCGCCUCCAUCAGCGAGUUCAUGCACGGCCCGUCCUUGUCCUACCCCACGGACAUGCUGGCCCUGACAGACAAGCCUCACUCCAUCCCAGACCAGCUACUGACGGAGAUCACAAACCCAGAUGAGUUGCUGACGUACCUGGGCCCCCCUGACCUGCCGUCCAACAGCAACGAUGAUCUCCUGUCCUUGUUUGAGAACAAUUGAAGGGGCUUCGUGUUGUGAUCGGGGCUGAGACCCGGGACCCAGAGAGACAAGCCCCUUCCCCUCACGUCCGCCCCAGACCCAGGCUCUGCCUUUAGCAGUGACUGACAGACGCCAACGAGCGAGGCCUUUUUGUUUUGGAAAACACGGAAUGCCGAUCCAUACUUGGUCCAAGAUCCGCCUACCACACGCGUGUCCGUGUGUCCAUGUGCUCCUGACAGCAUCGACUGAGUCUCCAUUAUCAGGUGGGAUCGAUGGAGCCCCUCACGGAAUCUCUCUCCGCUCAGGAACACUGGAAUCCUUCCCCCCCGAGGCUGUGGGCUGGUGGGAGCAAGUGCUGACACGGAGCCUCAGCCAAGACAGUACUUGUUCAACAUCCUCGUGUCUGAGCCCCGGCUCUCGUCACAAACAGUUACCCCUCACCUCCUCGUCAGACACAGUGCCCUCCCCCCACCCCUUCACAGUGGUGUAGGGGGAGGGGGUUAGGAGGGGAAGGGGGUGACACAGGUAAGAAUGGGAUUCAAUUUUUCUUUAUAAAAAACAGCACAAGAGGAGAGACACAUCAGCGCAAUGUAACUGAAAGCCUCUUCUCCCCUCCGCGACAAACCAUGUUACUGCCCGGCUCACGGUGACGGGUUGGGAUGUGUGCAGGAUAGGGGGAGCUGUGUGUUUGGGGCUGUAUUGGUGGGGUGGGGGUUUUUCUGAUGGAGCCAGGCAACCAACGACAGAUGAAGACACUCUUUAUCCCAUUAAGACCUCUUUCUCGCAGAGAGGUCGGUCUCUGACGUGGGUUUGAGAUGGCAGCGAUCUCUGGUGUCAUCAACACAGAGCCCCAGCCACAGGAUAGCGCCUCAGAGCCUCAUGCUCUCCACAAGUGAGUGUGUGUGUGUGUGUACGUGAGUGAGUGAGUGUGUGAGUGAGUGCCAUAAUUUUUCACAAUAAAAAAUGAUCCAUCGCAUUGUUCGGAGUUUGACAUCUUCCGUUAACAUGGAUGGAGUGAUACGAGGAAAGUUACUGGGAUCAGCCAUUGUUACACCCUCUUCCCUCUC